AUGCGGGGUCAGAACAACUUCUCCAGAGGGGACCCAUUCCCAAAUACGGGGGGAUCUUCUAGCUCUGUCCCGCAUCGUCAUUCGAAUUCUAUUACAGAGGGACUUGAAGAUAUGGCUGCAUCCAUGAAUAUUGACCCAGGGGCAUCCUUGAAUGAGCUGCUCCGUACCUCAGAAGAUUAUAUCCAGAGUUCAAAAUUAUCUCUAGCAAACGGGCAGCUGGAUGUGGCAUUCAACGACUAUCUCCGAGCUUCAGAAAUCACAGUCAACGCCAUUCCCAACCAUCCAGACUAUGACUAUAUGAGACGCCAACAUCCAGGGUGGAAUGACAGGUUUAUAAAAUUACUGGCAGUUAUUCGAUCGCAAGACGGGACUAUGACGAGUGUGAAGCAGUCGAUCGACCAAAGCAGAAAGUCCCCCAACGGCCAUCAAACAACCUCCCCCCCCCCGCCGAUGCUCCCUCGGAUUCCCCCUGCCGAUGCAGAUUCUGUUGCUAGUUCAUCUCUCUCUGUGCAUCGUCUCAGUCAAAUCCCAAAUGAACCUCCACUUCGCAUGCCCAGCCCUACCAGUUUCCAGUCGAAGCGGCCCGCAUCUGUCACCCCAGAAAGCCUAACUAUCGGUCAGCCAAGCGCCGAAUCGAGACCGAGAUCGGAGAUAUUUCCUCGCAAACCGGUCAGUUCAGAGCCCAGUGCCUCAGAUACUCUCACCCAAAGGUUUGCAGAAUUGAGAAGGUCUCGCGAACCUGGAAUUUCAAAUACGGUCGAGCGGAACGGCGCUCCCCAAGGCGGCACAUCCUCCCAAUCAUCUCCAGAAGAACGGCCAGUGUCAAGAAGCAGCGCAUUAAAACACCCCAGCUCAAAACCUUUUGGACCCCGUGAUAUGAGUUUAUCGCAAAGACCACCUGCUGUGCCACCUAAAGUUCCUUUAACUACAACAAACCCUUCGCUUCCUCGUUACCCGAGUCCAGCGUAUAGUCCAGUAUGGACAGUCCCGUCACAACCACCGUUAAACCCACCCAGAACGUCAACUGAUACUGCUCGCCCGGGUCUAUCUCGCCAGGUAUCGUCUUUUAAUGGCGCGCCGAAUGACAAUCUAAACGGAUAUAGCAACGGUGACCCCCCAUCUCGAUCCCUGACCCCAAAUAGCGUUUACUCGAGGGGGGAUGCACCUAGCAGCUCUGCAAACAUUCCUCUGCAACCAACUAUACACCCAGAUAGGUUAUACGGCUAUCUUCAGAAAUACGAAGAUUACUCAUUGAUGUCCGUCCCCGAGACAGAACCCGUUGCGCUGAAAGAGAAUGUGUCAGCCGAAGAGCUUGAGGACCGGCUGGUUCUCUCUCCAGAGGUUGAACAAUCUCAUUUCAGCAGAAGGAAUGAGUUCGAUUUGGUUGUCUACUAUGAUCAGAAUACGCGAGAGGCUUCCUACCUUGCUGGGUCUCCGGCAGGUAGCAGCCUACCACAUCUACGGGCCCUCUACGACACCUUAUACGAAUUCAACGCGUAUAAACCCCUAAAGGAUGGGCGGCAACCGGCUCUUUUGGUUGGUGGUAUUGAUGCGUGGGUCGAUCUUGUUGGUCCUCACGCAUUAGCUACUUCUAAAACAGCUGCUGUUAUGAGCUCACUCCAUGCUCGGAGGCCAGCCCAGGCUGCAGCCAAACCUCUUAGGCGUGUCCCCACUGCUAGCGCCAAUUCCAGCUGGGAGGUAAGAAAGCGCAGGUUGCGAGAAUAUAAACCCCUUAACCCUGAGGAAGAACGUGUCUGGCUCGAGAAAGCUAGAAAUGAGGAAAUCGAUCCCUCUACGUAUGUAACAGAGGAGGGAGCUAUUACAGAAGAACCUGACAGUUUCAAUGAGCAAGAGGCCGCUAGCGCGUUCGUACAUGACUAUGAAGAUUUCUUUAGGAGAUUCCCCGAGCCCCAUGAUAUUAGACAAUCUAUGGUUGGAGCACAGGCACAAGCCAUCUCACCCCAAAUUCCUCUAUCUGACCCGUCCCUACCUCCGUCACUUUCUCGUCCUACGCCGGCACUUCCUCGACCCAUCUACAGUGGCGUGGCUGAGGGUAGGAAUGUUCAACCUCCUCUUGCCCGGCAAUCAUCCGCGUCUAAAACAGCGCUGUAUGCCGCUAGCUCACCAAUUGACCGCAUGAAAUUACCACGCACAGGCCUUGUUAAUAUGGGAUCGACAUGUUAUAUGAAUUCCAUCAUCCAAUGUUUGAGCGUUACCGUUCAACUAACCAAGUUUUUCAUUGACAACCGAUUCCAUUCUCAAGUACAGAAAAACUGGAAGGGCUCACAAGGUAUCCUGCCUGGUUUAUUUGCGAACCUUGUACGGUCUUUAUGGAAAAAUGAUGUCGAAGUUAUCCGCCCUACAUCGUUUCGAAAUUUUAUUGGACGGUUGAAUCCCGAAUGGGCUGGUAGCCGACAACAGGAUGCAAAAGAGUUUUUCGAUGUGCUUCUCGAUUGCUUGCACGAAGAUCUCAACUUGAACUGGAACAGGACACCGCUAAGGCCGCUGACAGCUGAGCAAGAAAUGCGCCGCGAACAGAUGCCAAUCGAGCAAGUUUCAACCAUUGAAUGGAACCGAUAUUGCCAUCGUGAAUUCUCUUAUAUAUCCUCAUUAUUUGCUGGACAGCAUGCUAGUCGACUGCGCUGUCGUACAUGUCGGCGUACUUCAACAACGUACGAAGCAUUCUUCAGCAUUAGCGUGGAAAUCCCAACAUCUCCAUCAUCGGGUGCAGGGGACCUCUACCAAUGCCUCAACAGCUACUGUCAAGAAGAAAUGCUUAGUGGCGACGAAGUUUGGAAGUGCCCACACUGUCGCUGCGAACGGGAGGCCACCAAACAGAUCAUUAUCACCAGGGCUCCUCGUUUCCUCGUGAUCCAUUUUAAGCGCUUUUCUGUCUCCCGCUACCAACAAACACGAAAAAUACACACCCCUAUCAACUUUCCCAUUACCGGCUUAGACAUCACGCCCUUUAUGGCUCCACCCGUCGGCACCUCAGCCCUCCUCAACGGAGGCGCCGAUGGGACCAAUAAAAAGUCCCAGCCGGAACUUGCAACCACCCCUCCCUAUAUUUAUAACGCCUACGGCAUUGUCCGCCACAUAGGCUCCUCUUCCAGCGAGGGACACUACAUAUCCCUCGUUAGAGACGACCGCCGUGGAUGCUGGCGGAAAUUCGAUGAUCAACGAGUGACCGAUUUCAACCCUUCGGGCCUUAGGCCAGCUGACAGCCUUCAAAAUGAUCAGGCAUACCUUGUGUUUUAUGAGCGAAGGCUAGCGAAUUAG
Messenger RNA from Blastomyces gilchristii SLH14081, 3279 nucleotides. Its product is annotated as ubiquitin thiolesterase. NCBI's taxonomy places the organism in Eukaryota, Fungi, Ascomycota, Eurotiomycetes, Onygenales, Ajellomycetaceae. The coding region runs from base 1 to 3279 and encodes 1092 amino acids. The record is from RefSeq and is a predicted model, not a curated record. The transcript is spliced from 4 exons. Gene Ontology annotation, biological process: protein deubiquitination. Gene Ontology annotation, cellular component: cytoplasm. Gene Ontology annotation, molecular function: cysteine-type deubiquitinase activity.